Striga asiatica is the source of this 1068-nucleotide messenger RNA. The record is from the annotation of a GenBank genome assembly. Lineage: Eukaryota; Viridiplantae; Streptophyta; Magnoliopsida; Lamiales; Orobanchaceae.
AUGGAGUAUCCUAAAAGCCUCAUCAACUCUACCGAUUUUCGAACACAUGGUUAUCAUAGUCUUAUACGUUUCUAUGUCCGGACAAAACCCCAAUCCACAUACAUCACGGAAAAGAUCGAUGCAGAACUCAAUCUCCCCAGAUUCGAACAGGGCUUUCACCAAGCAAUUGAACGUGCUCACAUCCGGCAAAAACCCUUCUUUACUCAUUUUCCUCACAAGCCCUUUAGCGGACUCGAGAUAGCCUGCACUCAGCAAGCCGUCGAUCAGCAAGUCACGGCCACGUACAGGUGGAUUAUACCCUUUUUUGCUCAUCUCCUCCAAAAACUCUUGAGCUUCCCUCAUUUUCCCAGCCAAGCACCAUGCAUUCACAAGUACGGAAUAAGUCCUCUUAUCCGGAACACACCCUUUUCGAAUCAUCCUACGCACCAAAGCAUACGCGCCUUGGAAAUUCUUCACCUCGCAAAGAGCAAAAAGCAAGGAAUUGUAAACCUCGAUCGUCUGAGGGCAGUCGAAACCGUAUUUGCCAUAUUGUUCGAUAACGAACGAGACUACGGAUGGAGAUAUAGGGAAAUUCUGGGUUUUCAUAGUGUGUGCCACUUUCCACAUUGUCUCCCAGUGUCGGGUUCGGGCCAGGAUUCGGAGGAGCUCCUCGAAUUCAAGCGUGGUCGGGUCGUAGCUCGGGUGGUUCGUCCGAGCCCAGUUGAAGAAACGAAAACACUCGAUCCCGCAGCCGGAGCAGCUUCGGAGGACUCGAUAGACGAGCUCGGAGUUUACUAUGAUGCGCAUCUUGUUGAGGGUUCGCUCCAUGUAGAUGUCCCGCCUGACGAUGUUGGAUAUGUGGUGGAUUGUGGCAAAUCAUCGUUGGGUACUGUUCGGCUGCUGUUAGUGGCCGGAGUGAGAUUUUUUCUGGUGGUGGUUAGGGUUUUUGCGAACGAUAGGAAGUUGGCUAUGGCGGUAGUGGUUGGCGGUUUGCGAACGGUAUUAGCAAGAUUUGUCCUCGAAGAAAUGGCCCGGGUUCUGCAGCUCCCACCAGGAGUCCACAGCCUGACGGACCAGCUCCAUUUGUAA